This is a messenger RNA of Dryobates pubescens (Downy woodpecker), 3264 nucleotides long. RefSeq names its product Tax1 binding protein 1 (gene TAX1BP1). NCBI's taxonomy places the organism in Eukaryota, Metazoa, Chordata, Aves, Piciformes, Picidae. The record is from RefSeq and is a predicted model, not a curated record. Bases 104 to 2554 code for a protein of 816 amino acids. Gene Ontology annotation, biological process: negative regulation of apoptotic process. The transcript has 18 exons.
CGGGGCUGGAAGUGACGCGGGCGGGCGGGGUUAUGAGGCGCUGAUGGCGGAGGCCCCAUGUUGUUGAUGUCACGGACGUUCUCCGCAUCUGUCUAGAUCCAUCAUGUCAUCCUUUCAAGAAGUUCCAUCUUCAGCUAGCACUUUGCAGACUUCCAAUUUUGCACAUGUGAUUUUUCAAAAUGUGGCAAAAAGUUACCUUCCGAACGCCCACCUUGAAUGUCACUACACUCUGACCCAGUUCAUCCAUCCUCAUCAGAAAGACUGGGUUGGUAUUUUCAAGGUUGGUUGGAGUACUGCAAGAGAUUACUACACAUUUCUUUGGUCACCUAUGCCAGAAAAUUAUGUGGAAGGAUCAACUGUUAACUGUGUACUGACUUUUCAAGGCUAUUACCUACCAAAUGAUGAUGGAGAGUUUUACCAGUUCUGUUACGUGACUCAUAAAGGAGAAAUCCGUGGAGCAAGCACACCUUUCCAGUUUCGUACCUCUUCCCCUGUUGAAGAACUGCUUACUAUGGAAGAUGAAGGAAACUCUGAUAUGUUAGUGGUGACCACAAAAGCUGGACUUCUUGAGUUUAAAAUUGAAAAAAUAAUAAAAGAAAAAGAAGAGCUAUUAAAGGUAACUUCUGUUCUGGAAAAGGAAACAGCCCAACUCAGAGAUCAAGUUGAAAGACUGGAAAAAGAACUUAACCAUGAAAAGCAGAGAUGUGACCAACUGCAAACAGAGCAAAAGACUAAUAUUCAAACAUCAGAAGCUCUUAAAACUGAAGUUGGUGAUUUGAAGAAAAAGCAUGAUCAGGCUGCUUCAAAAGUCCUCCAGCUUGAAGAAGAUAUCAUGACUGUUACUCAGAAAGCCAUUGCAAAAGAAACAGAGUUAGACAGUCUGAAGGACAAACUGAAGAAAGUGAUGCUUGAGAAGGAGCAACUUGAAUCUGUGUUAAAGACUGAAAAGGAUGAAAAAGAACUUUAUAAGAUACACUUGAAGAAUACAGAAAUAGAAAACAGCAAGCUAGUAAAAGAAAUCCAGACGCUUAAGAAUUUGGAUGCAAACAAAGAAAACAUGAUAUCCUAUUAUAAAGAGGAGGUUGGCAGAUUACAGCUAUUUGUAGCUGAAAAAGAAAAUAUGAAGAAAGCUGGUUUGCUCUCCUCAUCAAACAAGGAGGAUGCAAGUAUUUUAAAAGAACAGCUUCGGAAAGCCGAGGAUCAGAUUCAGGCUAGCAAGCAAGAGGCUGUCCUCAUGUCGAAAGAGCUGAGCGACGCGGUGAACGUGCGCGACAAGACGAUGGCAGAUCUCCACAGCGCGCGGCUGGAAAACGACACCUUGAAAAAGCAGCUCACCAACGCUUUAGCCGAGCUAAAAAAAGUCACAGCUUUGAAAAAUGAGCAGGAAACUUCAAACACGGUGGAGCUGGAGCUGCGCAGAGAAGUUGAAGAUCUGAAGCUUCGUCUGCAGAUGGCUGCCGACCAUUACAAGGAAAAAUUCAAGGAGUGUCAAAAACUUCAAAAACAAGUAAACAAGUUUACAGAACAGGCAAAAAUUGCAGGGCAUCAGCAGAAACCAACAGAUGCAUCUAACACUGAGACAGCUACUGCCAUCGUUACAGACAAAAAGUUGUCGGCAUGUCCAGUUAGCCCCAUUUCAUCUGACAUAGUUUCGGAAUUCAUGGUAAAGGAGCAAGUACGAGAAAUGAAUAAAGAAAUUGCUGAGAAAACAGAGAAGUAUAAGAAAUGCAAGCAGAUGUUGGCAGAGGAGAAGAUGAAAUGCAGUGUUUAUGCUGAUGAACUAGCCAAACUGGAGCUGAAGUGGAAAGAACAAGUGAAAAUCAAUGAGAGUAUAAAAUUACAGCUGGCAGCAAUGGAGGAUCAGUAUAAAGUUCAGCUGGCAGAAAAAGAGAGACGAAUAAAGGAGCUGGCAUCACAGUUUGAACUCUUUACCAGUGAGAAGGAACUUUGUAGGACCCCAGGAAGUCAAGCUGGGAGGCUGAUGGAAGGACAGGUUUCACAACAGUCACUGCAUUUCCGCAACCCUUAUUCGGAGGAAACUGGGCCAGUUCCUGCAGUGCCAAGCAGACUACCAGUACUGCAGUAUGGAAACCCUUAUGCAAUUCAGGAGAGAAGAGAUGGAGCAGAUGGCGCUUUUAAUCCUGAUGAGAUCCAAAGGCCCCCUGUUAGAACUUCCUUUUGGGAGCUAGAAGAUGAUGUGGUGUGUAGUCAGCCCUCACGCAAUCUUAGCCGGCCUGAUGGUUUAGAAGAUCCUGAGGAUAACAACGAUGAUGACAACACCGUACCUUCUGCUCCUGAUCCACCAAGUCUCCUCUUGCAUGAACGGGGACCAGGCUUCUGCUUCGAUUCCAGCUUUGACGUGCACAAGAAGUGCCCCCUCUGCGAUGUGAUGUUUCCACCUAACUACGAUCAGAGCAAGUUUGAGGAGCACGUGGAGAGCCACUGGAAGGUGUGCCCCAUGUGCAGCGAGCAGUUCCCACCGGACUACGAUCAGCAAGGCUUCGAGCGGCACGUUCAGACGCACUUUGACCAGAAUGUAUUAAAUUUUGAUUAAACACUUUGGGGUGUAGCUCAAGACCCUCCCAACUCUGAGCAGUCCACCUACGGAACAAAAGCAGUGCAGCUUCUCUGUAACCAUGCAAACUUCUAACUCAAAGCUACUAAUGUACUCACGGGAGCUGUGAUCAAUUGUGGCCAUAAGCUGCUGCUGGGCUCUCUUCUCUCCCUAUCUAACAUCAUACUAAAAGCCCCCACGAAACGCUCACUGUGUUGUGUGUGUAGCUAUCAGUUCCCUUACUUAGUGGAAUUUGCAAGAACACAGGAAUGACCUAGCCUCAGCAAAAUGGGAGCAGCUUCAUGGUGCUCUCCAGCUACAUUAAAAAAGCCCUCCCCAAAACACCUGUGGGUUCCCUCGAUAACCAGGGCGCGAUUGAAAAUGUAACAAACAGAUGUUCCUCCUAGCAAAUCUGUGCAGUUUUUCUUUCAGUAACAGUUAAAUCAGAAAGUUCUGUUACUUGCCCUAUUAAAGUAUAGUUUUCUAGUACCUUUCUGAAGCAUAGGUGCACGUAGGGUGACAUUACAUGCUUGCAACAAAAGGAAUGGCAGAUAGUUCAGUUUUACGUUCAGGCCGUUGGCCUUAAGAGAUAACUCUACAGUUAAGAACAUUAUACCUCGGGGCAGUAUUUUUGAGUUUUAAAGUGCUGUGCUUUAAAUGCCUACAAGUAAUUUGUUUUAACACAUAAAUAAAUAAUUGUUCUGUUGCAG